AUGCCCGGUUUCGCGGACUCUUUCUGGACCCCCGACUAUGCUUCGGGUCUAGGGGUACUGUAUGGGAAGCUGCAACAGGGAGUUGUCGAGAACAAGCAGAUUCUGGUCAUUGCGUCUAUGCGUGCAGACGCAGAAGAGCAGUAUGGACUCCGCAUGGGAGACAUUGCCCCGAGCGUGGAUAGGGUGACUUCGGUGGGAUUCGGCAAGGAUGAUGGUGCCAGUGUUAGAAAGGCAUACGAAGGAAUCCGCACCGAGAUGGUCGAGGCCUCCAAAAACCACCAGAAGAUCGCCAACAAUAUCCGUGAAUUGGUCGUAUCCCCCUUCCGACGUUGGGGCGAGCAGCACGAGCUGCGUGUUCAGUAUUCGCAUGACCUCCUCCAGUCCCGCAUCAAGGAACACACCAAGCAAGCCGAGUUGGUAAGGAAGUUGCGCAGUACUUACUUCAACAAGUGUCGUGUCGUUGAGGACCUGGAAGAAGAGAACAAACUUGCUUUCCAAGACCCUGAAUCGAGCCCCAAGAUCAAAGCUCCCCCGAAGAUCGUUCUCCCCACAGAGGAAGAGCCCGAGGAAGACCCCAUCGAGUUGGGUGAGCGGAUAUUCCCGCCGGAUCACCUGAAGAAACUCCUCUCCCAUAUGCUUGAUAACAUCAAGCUUGGCGAGGCGAAGGUUCCCAUUAUCGGCACCUAUUUGAAUGUAUCCACCGGUGCCGAUAUUGCCCAAUAUAUCCAAACCUACAUGGAGGCCGAGAACCUCGCUCAGGUGGAGAUAAUUGGUCAGGAUAUGGUAAACAACGGUCUUCUUCGCUUGGUUGGAAAUAUGGGCAAUGUUUUUGCCAAUAGCUCCAAGAUGAACUACCAGUGGCGACCCAAGGUUUUCCAGCUCACUGGUAUCCCAGAAAAGAAGAAGCCUCUCAUGCGUGUCACCUCAGUGGCAUCAAGUGAGGACGGCACCGGCAAUGACUCGCCUAUUGCGUCUGUCUCUGAGAUGUUGUCUGGCUGGAAUCCUCUCAACAACCCUUACCCGAACGAGACACCUUCAGAGAAGCUCCGGAGGGAGGCUUUGGAAGCCGAUGAACGGUACAAGGUUGCCGUUCGUAAGCUUGACCAGAUCCGAUGCCGGCUGGAGGAAGAAGUCAUUGGCCAGCUGAAGUACAUGGAGCAGUGCGAGCUUGACCGCCUCAAGGCCAUCAAAGCCGUGGUUCUUGACUUCUCGGGCGCAAUUAGCAAUGUUAUCCCCAACCUUCAGAGCACAGUGGAUCAUAUGAUGCUAUAUCAGGAAACAAUUCAGCCCCUCGGCGACUUGAGAUAUCUGCUGGAGAACUACCGCACUGGUGGAUUCGUACCUAAGAUCCAAGCAUACGAGAACUACUAUGGUUCCGUUGAAGAACAAAACUUUGGUGUCGACCUUGAAGCUAGAGCCCGUGCCGACCGCAAACGGGUUCCGAUCCUGGUGACCACCAUUCUGACCUACCUAGACAACCGUAAGGAAUCCAUGGAAUAUGCUCAGAUUCAUGAACCAAAGCUCACAAAUCCUACAGGCUACCCUGAACUUGAAGGGGAUGAAACACGGCGAAUGAUCUGGCUGACUGAGGUUGAUUUAAGCACGACGCAUAAGCUUCGUCAAGUUUUGAACAACAGCAAGACUGAUUAUGCCGAGGCGUUGCCUCAGUUCGAAAUCCCAGUUAUUGCAAGCGUUCUAAGAUUGUACCUUCUUGAGUUGCCAGACUCAUUGGUUUCCUCACAAGUUUACGAAAUCGUCAAGACGAUUUAUUCCACCACCGCUCAUGAGACCACGGAAGAAGGUCGGAUCAAGGUUCUGCAAAGCACCCUUGGACAACUCCGCCUUGUCAAUAUCGCUACGCUUGAUGCCAUUAUGACUCACUUCACGCGCCUGAUUGAUUUGACCUCGGCCGACGAAGAAUACAUCACUUCGUUGGCACAGGCCUUUUCCCCUUGCAUUCUCCGCCCUCGCAUCGAGAGCAGCUUGACGAUGAACGAGCGCCACAGCUACCGUCUGAUCCGCGAUCUGUUUGCUCACAAGGACUCCAUCUUCGGCGAGCUGAAGCGCCAAUCGAGUGCCCUCGGAAUUACCAGCUCCAGCUCCAACCGUCCACGCGCCAUCAGCACGGACGAGAGUAACCGUCGUGCAGCGAUGGAGGCCCGCCAGCGAGCCAUUGUCAACCGCAGCCGGGCAACCAGUCCCGCCAAUCGCCAACGGCAUCGACGCGACCGCUCGAGCGGUGCUUCGGAGAUCGGCCGGUUCCCGAUCAAUGUCAACAGCCCUUCGGAUCGCAGAUCCGCCCGCGGUAGUCUAGAUGUACCACCCAGCAAGGCUCCACAGACCGGAUCUGAGGAUGCCCCUGUCGUGAACACCCAAGUUACUGAGCCUGUUACCAAUGGCACGUACACGGAGUCUCCUGCCUCGGCUGAUACCAGCACCAGUGGCCACUCGAGCUCCCCCAGUCCCCCUCCCGUUCUUGCCGAGACAGCCUCCGAUGACUCUCCAACUCCUACUCCUACUCCGGCUGUAGCAUCUGCCGAGUUCGAUAAGCGCAAUUCCAUGUCCCGCUCUUCUGGCGCUCGAUCCAGCCGCAAGCCAGGCCUUGGUAGCUUGUCCAGCUUCCCCACUGGCUCAGCUGUCGGAGCCAGUGGCACAGACAGCAACCGAAGCAGCAUCGCUGAAAGUGAACCCAACAGAGUCACUCUGGAGGACAAGCCCAUGGAUGACUAG
Molecule: messenger RNA, 2730 nt
Organism: Penicillium expansum
Lineage: Eukaryota; Fungi; Ascomycota; Eurotiomycetes; Eurotiales; Aspergillaceae
Product: GTPase-activating protein RGD2
Exons: 4
Coding region: 1-2730 (909 amino acids)
Biological process (GO): cytoskeleton organization; small GTPase-mediated signal transduction
Cellular component (GO): cytoplasm; cell division site; division septum
Molecular function (GO): GTPase activator activity
Source: RefSeq, a predicted model, not a curated record